Sphaeroforma arctica JP610 is the source of this 1907-nucleotide messenger RNA. RefSeq lists its product as hypothetical. The coding region runs from base 110 to 1777 and encodes 555 amino acids. The transcript has 6 exons. Gene Ontology annotation, biological process: phosphatidylinositol dephosphorylation. The record is from RefSeq and is a predicted model, not a curated record. Gene Ontology annotation, molecular function: phosphatase activity. NCBI's taxonomy places the organism in Eukaryota, Ichthyosporea, Ichthyophonida.
CGGAGCCGAGCGCUCAGACAUUGACUUUACAGCUGUGAACAGCGUAUGUCAUAUUAAACACACCGUAUACCAUACUGCAGUGUAAGCCAUAAUACAGAUCACUUUUAUAAUGUUGGAGGAAUUGAAUAUUCGCGUGGUCACAUGGAAUAUAAAUGCACUCCGUACUGUGCCACCUCUUGACGAUUUGCUCAGGACCGACAAAGGUCCUCGGCCAGAUGUGCUUGCUUUCGGUCUCCAGGAGUUAUCGAGUGAUCUGAUAGAAGCCAGCUACUUCGAUGAUGCGACGGGCGUGCUACGCCAAGACUGGGCCAGAAAAAUACAGUUACAUUUGGGUGAUGGAUAUAUGCGAGCAGUUGUGAAUCGCUGCGGCUGGGCGGGCCUCAUAGUAUUCCUGCGCAAAGAAAUAAGGCCCCUGAUUAGACGGGCAAAUACCCAGCAAGUGACCCUUGGCUUCAACAAUCUACUGGGAAACAAGAGUGGCAUCGCCACGAGAUUCGAGUUGGUCAACGGCCAAUCUUUCACACUGGUAACAGCCCACUUUGCAGCCCACCAGGACAAAACGUACAAACGCAAUGAUGACUACAGGCGCUGCUGUCACUACCUGACGUUUGGGUCUUCGGGCAAGCGAGAGAGUGUGUACUCGCAAUCCCAUGUGAUAUGGUUUGGUGAUCUCAACUACCGCCUGGAGUGUACGUAUUCAAUGGUGAAGCGGUGUUUGACUGAGACAGAGAUCGCCUCGCAAAAGUCGCUGAACAAACUAUUGGCAACGGACCAACUCAACGACGUCAGGAUACGCAGCCUGGCCUUUGGCGGUUUCUCUGAGGCGGAGAUCUCCUUCACCCCCACAUACAAGUUCAUACCAGGCUCAGAUACCUAUGUGGGUGAUCGCAUCCCCGCCUGGACGGACCGGGUGCUGUACAAGGGCAGGAAUAUCCGACAAUUGUCGUAUGUACGACAUGCAAGGUACCGGCAGAGCGACCACAAGCCCGUGAGUGCCAACUUUGUCUUCGCAUUACACGCAGAUGUGCACCUAAACACUAGAAGUGUACCGGAAAUGCCCGGUUUAACACGCGUGUCAACCGCGCCGAAUGCUGCGGGUGUGGGUGCGGGUAGGCGACGGUAUACCGACGGAACGAAUACCGGGAGGAAUAGCGGGAUGAUGGAUGCUGUACCUACCGGAGACCUGCUGCACAUAUAUGGAGGCGAGGAACCAGAGCGAUGUCAUUCGUACCCGGAUACAUGUGCUGAUAAUGCUGACAACAGCUUAACGGUGGAUGGUAUCGGACAGUUAGAGGGUAGAUCGCGACCCCCGUCCAUCAGAAACAGUCAGACGCCCCCACCCAGGCCACCGCCGCCGUACCAUGCACCGGAAAGGACUAGUAACGAAGGGAAUAGAUCGGACGCCCCGUCAAAUACAGGUGGCUCUAAUGACGAUGCAAGAAAACAAGAAUAUUAUCGAGUGAUAGCAGAUAGUGCUUCGCCUACGCAUGGGCCGUACAGCAGUCUCCACAGCCUCGAUGAGAGACCGGGGAGCAGUAGAUCUGGCAGCGGCAAUGGACAUUUAGCGAGCGGUGAAUAUAGUGAUGACAAAAUAACGCCACGUCAUGGGAAAAGUGGUGACGAAAUAAUCACGCAUGGUGUAGCUGGGUUAAAUAUGGGCACGGUGGCUGUGACCAAUAAAGGGGACCUGAUUGUAUUAGAUCGCGAAAGGUCGCCGGAGGCCCUGCAGCAGUUCGAUCCCUUAUAUGGUAAUUCCAAGCCUAAUACUGAAAAAUAGCUUCCUCGUGAUAAAUCAAUUGGAUCGAGGUCUCCUCGGCUUUCGCAAUGCAGCCAUUGCGGUCUAGGACUGCACGACUUCGUAACAGUACUUGCUGUAACGUGACAUGCACGAGCGUGUGGUAACUGCA